Sesamum indicum (sesame) is the source of this 3814-nucleotide messenger RNA. NCBI's taxonomy places the organism in Eukaryota, Viridiplantae, Streptophyta, Magnoliopsida, Lamiales, Pedaliaceae. The record is from RefSeq and is a predicted model, not a curated record.
GCGUGAGAUUGAGAUUUGCUCUAGGGUUUCUGUGGAAUUCAUUUUUGUUUCAUUUUUGAAAAUUAGUUCUCUGGGCUUGGUUUAGAUGAGUUCCUUGUGGGGUUUAUGUGCAUUAAUUUCUGUUUGAUUAAUUUGAUUUUGGUUUGCUUGUUUUCACGGAUUUUCGCGUCCUUUGAUUCAAAAGAGGGAUAUCUGUUAUUUGUUUGAUAUAUGGGAUUUGGGUCUUCGUUUAUGGUUGUUUUAUAUGAAUAAAUGGUUUUUCUUUAACGUAGGUAAUUCGAAAGUCUUAUUUGAAGAGAAGGAAUUGGGAUUUGGGGCCGUGAGACUUGAGGGAUAUAUUUACUUUAUUUUUUGAGGAGAGAGAUAAAGAAAAAUUUGCAAAGAUGAUGUCAAGAUCUUAUACCAAUCUUUUGGAGCUAGCGUCUGGGAAUUUCCCAGUAAUGGGUAGGGAGAAGGAGCGGAAGCGAUUCCCCAGGGUAAUGACAGUCCCAGGGAAUAUUGUUGAACUAGAUGAUGAGCAAGCUAAUAGUGUUACAUCUGAAAACCCCUCUUCAGUUGCUGGUGAUCGAAUGAUCAUUGUCUCAAACCUUUUGCCCUUGAAAGCAAAACGAAGGCCAGACAAUAAAGGGUGGAGUUUUAGUUGGAAUGAGGAUUCAUUGAUCUUGCGGGUGAAGGAUGGAUUUCCAGAGGACAUGGAGGUACUUUAUGUUGGGUCGUUACCGGUUGAUGUCGACCCAAUUGAACAGGAUGAUGUGGCCAAUUAUCUUUUGGAGAAAUUCAAAUGUGUCCCUGCCUUUCUGCCCCCUAAUCUUUUGGCAAAGUAUUAUCAUGGAUUUUGCAAGAAGCAGUUAUGGCCACUUUUCCAUUACAUGUUACCAUUUUCAGCUGAUCAUGGGGGUAGAUUUGAUCGGUCAAUGUGGGAAGCAUAUGUGUCUGCCAAUAAGUUGUUCUCGCAGAAAGUGAUUGAGGUACUUAAUCCUGAGGAUGAUUUUGUCUGGAUACAUGAUUAUCAUUUGAUGGUCUUGCCCACGUUUUUGAGGAGGCGCUUUGUGCGCUUAAGAAUGGGUUUCUUUCUUCACAGUCCAUUUCCGUCAUCUGAGAUAUAUAGAUCACUUCCUGUUAGAGAAGAAAUCCUCAAGGCCCUACUCAACUCUGACCUCAUUGGUUUUCACACUUUUGAUUACGCUCGGCAUUUCCUCUCCUGCUGCAGUCGGAUGUUGGGUCUGGAAUAUCAGUCAAAACGAGGAUACAUAGGGUUGGAUUAUUAUGGAAGGACAGUGGGAAUAAAGAUUAUGCCAGUUGGGAUACAUAUGGGCCACAUCGAGUCGGUGAUUAGACAAGCAGAUAAAGACUUGAAGGUUGAGGAGCUGAGGCGGCAAUUUGAAGGUAAGACAGUGUUGCUUGGAGUUGAUGAUAUGGACAUAUUCAAAGGUAUCAACCUAAAGCUUUUGGCUAUGGAGCAGAUGCUCAAGCAGCAUCCAAAUUGGCAAGGAAGGGCUGUGCUGGUGCAGAUUGCAAAUCCUUCUAGAGGCAAAGGAAUAGAUUUGGAGGAGAUACAAAAUGAAAUAGAAGAGAGCUGCAAGAGAAUCAACAAGGAACUUGGGAGGCCUGGAUAUGAACCUAUAGUUUUUAUUCACCGUCCUGUAUCAAUCAGUGAAAGAAUGGCUUAUUACAGCAUUGCUGAAUGCGUUGUAGUGACAGCAGUGAGGGAUGGAAUGAACUUGACUCCUUAUGAGUACAUUGUCUGCAGACAAGGAAUAUCUGGUGCAGAAGCCGGGUCAGAGUGGAGCGGACCUAAGAAGAGCAUGCUAGUGGUGUCUGAAUUCAUUGGGUGCUCUCCAUCCCUAAGUGGUGCUAUUCGUGUAAACCCAUGGAAUGUUGAAGCAACUGCUGAGGCAAUGAAUGAGUCCAUAUCAAUGGCCGACACAGAGAAGGAGUUGCGACAUGAGAAGCACUACCGUUAUGUUAGUACCCAUGAUGUAGCUUUUUGGUCUAGAAGUUUCUUACAAGAUAUGGAAAGGACUUGUGCCGAUCAUUUCAGGAAAAGAUGUUGGGGAAUUGGUCUUGGCUUUGGGUUCCGGGUUGUGGCACUUGAUCCUAAUUUUAGAAAGCUGUCCAUAGAUGAUAUUGUGGCUGCGUACUCAAGGGCCAAAAGCAGGGCUAUACUGUUGGACUAUGAUGGGACAUUGAUGCCUCAAAAUUUAAUUAUUAAGACUCCGAGUGCCCAAGUUCUCUCUCUCUUGAACCGUCUCUGUGCAGAUCCCAAAAAUUUAGUUUUUAUGGUCAGUGGAAGAGGGAGGGAUAGCUUAAGCAGGUGGUUUCUUCCCUGCAAGAAACUGGGACUUGCUGCGGAACAUGGUUACUUCUUAAGGUGGCCACAACAUGAAGAAUGGGAAACAUAUGGCCAGGGUUCUGAAUUUGGUUGGAUGCAGAUGGCAGAACCAGUAAUGAAAUCAUAUACCGAGGCCACUGAUGGUUCUGGAAUUGAGAGAAAGGAAAGUGCUUUAGUUUGGCAUUACCAUGAUGCAGACCCUGGAUUUGGUUUUUCUCAAGCGAAGGAAAUGUUGGAUCAUUUAGAGAGUGUUUUAGCAAAUGAACCUGUUGCUGUGAAGAGCGGGCAGUUUAUUGUAGAAGUCAAGCCUCAGGGUGUUAGCAAAGGCAUAGUCGCAGAGAAGGUUUUCACAUCCAUGACAGAGACUGGGAAACAGGCUGACUUUGUGCUCUGCAUUGGUGAUGACAGAUCUGAUGAGGAUAUGUUUGAACUAAUUGGUACUGCAGUGUCUAGACGCAUUCUUUCUUACAACACCGAGGUGUUCGCUUGCACUGUUGGGCAAAAACCAAGCAAAGCUAAGUACUAUUUAGACGACUCAUCCGAAGUGGUAGCAAUGCUCGAGUCUCUAGCUGAAGCCACUGAUUCUCCAGUCUCAUCUGAUGAGGAAGCAGAUAGUUCCCCAAGGAAAAUUGCUUAUGUUUCUUCUUUUGUUUGAAUUUGCCUACUUCUCUGAAUGGGGAGCACCCUGAUUUGCUAAUGAUAUCUUUGCUUAUAUGGAUUGUUAGGUUUAGGUACUAGAGAAUGGAAAUGAUGUAAUUUUCUUCUUCUUCUUUUUUUGUUUUUUUUUUUCUCUUAUUCUUAUCUCAUCCUUGCUCGUUAGCCUUAGGCCUGGGUGAAGUUUGCAUUGAACUUAUUAGUCGAGAUUCUUUGGGGGAACGUAGUACAAAUGGAGGUGGAAGAAGUUGAGAACUCGUUUUUCAUGUGCAUUACUAAGGACCAUCUAAGUGAGGCUGUUCCUGAAGGACAGAUAUAUGCAGUGAAUCGGACAACUCUGAUGAUCCGAUUUGGACUUGACAAAGGAAAUGACUUCUCAUUGAACUCUUGGCGUCAUCUUUCUCCAGCAGAAAAGACAGGAGAACAAUUUCUGGAAGAAGCUUCUCUGGUUGCUGGUGCUGUAAUGUUUAUGGCCAGUGCAUUAGAUUUAAAUUUCUUGAAGUGUCAACAGAAUUGAUGCAUGACACGUUCAUUGAGCAAAAGAAGAGGUAUCAUCGUCAAUGGUCCUUGAAGUGAUUGGUUACAAGAGAUCGAGUUUGUGGCCACUUAAAACUUGUAGAUCGGCACAGUUCACUUUGCUCAGUUCCCCUGUACAGGUUGGCUUGGGCUGCUUUUUCUGUUUUCUUUGUUUUCCUUGUGGCAGUCCCCAUUAAAGUAAUGUGAAUAUGGGUGGAUAAUGGCAAUAUUUCUUUGGCAGAUGCAUGCUCCCGUCGAAUGUGACAAGUGAUAAUAUUUUUUACCUUGAUUUUUGUUCAUUUCCAGAUACUA